Xiphias gladius (swordfish) is the source of this 1985-nucleotide messenger RNA. It is a transcript of the gene celf2, whose product is annotated as cugbp, Elav-like family member 2. The coding region runs from base 117 to 1697 and encodes 526 amino acids. Gene Ontology annotation, biological process: mRNA splice site recognition; regulation of alternative mRNA splicing, via spliceosome. The transcript has 15 exons. NCBI's taxonomy places the organism in Eukaryota, Metazoa, Chordata, Actinopteri, Istiophoriformes, Xiphiidae. Gene Ontology annotation, molecular function: mRNA 3'-UTR binding. The record is from RefSeq and is a predicted model, not a curated record. Gene Ontology annotation, cellular component: ribonucleoprotein complex; nucleus; cytoplasm.
CAUCCGAGCAAUCGCUGUCAUUCGCAGACGGAGUUUACAGCCUUUGCGCCGCUUUUUCUUUCGAUCUUUUUCUGCCGCACCCCCUCCCUCUCCCGGCGCUGCCCAGCCAGUCGACCAUGGUUUCUAUAAUUUCAGACCUGGACCCCCUGAAAAGCUGGAACGUGUUAAGGCAGGACGCCAGUGACCUCUCUGGACCGAUACAAAGCAACGGCACGGCCGGAAAGAUGAACGGGGCACUGGAGCAUUCGGACCAGCCGGACCCGGACGCCAUCAAGAUGUUCGUGGGCCAGAUCCCACGCUCCUGGUCGGAGAAGGAGCUGAAGGAGCUGUUUGAGCCGUACGGAGCCGUCUACCAGAUCAACAUCCUCCGAGACCGCAGCCAGAACCCUCCACAGAGCAAAGGCUGCUGUUUUGUCACGUUUUAUACAAGGAAAGCUGCCCUUGAAGCCCAGAAUGCACUGCAUAACAUAAAGACCUUAACAGGGAUGCACCAUCCUAUUCAGAUGAAACCGGCAGACAGUGAGAAAUCUAAUGCGGUGGAAGACAGGAAGUUGUUUAUUGGCAUGGUGUCGAAGAAGUGCAACGAGAACGACAUCCGGGUCAUGUUCUCCGCGUUCGGACAGAUCGAGGAGUGCCGGAUCCUCCGAGGGCCCGACGGACUCAGCAGAGGAUGUGCGUUUGUCACGUUUUCCACCAGAGCUAUGGCACAGAAUGCAAUCAAAGCCAUGCACCAGUCUCAGACUAUGGAGGGCUGCUCGUCUCCCAUCGUGGUGAAGUUCGCCGACACGCAGAAGGACAAGGAGCAGCGGCGUCUGCAGCAGCAGCUGGCGCAGCAGAUGCAGCAGCUCAACAGUGCGACCACCUGGGGGAGCCUGACCGGCCUGGGCGGCCUCACCCCACAGUAUCUGGCUCUGCUUCAGCAGGCGACCUCUUCCGGUAACCUGGGAGCCUUCAGCGGGAUCCAGCAGAUGGCCGGUAUGAGUGCUCUGCAGUUGCAGAACCUGGCCACUUUAGCGGCGGCAGCGGCGGCGGCCCAAAACUCAGCCAGCCCCUCCACCGCAAACCCCCUGUCCUCCAACGCCGCCUCCCUGGGAGCGUUGGCCAGCCCAGCAGCGGGCACCACAGCCAGCUCCAACGCCGGCGCCAUGAACUCUCUGACCUCUCUGGGCACCCUGCAGGGCCUGGCCGGCGCAACUGUGGGCCUGAACAACAUUAAUGCACUAGCAGUUGCUCAAAUGCUCUCAGGUAUGGCGGCUCUAAACGGAGGCCUGGGCGGCGCAGGGCUUACCAACGGGACGGCGGGCACCAUGGACGCGCUGACGCAGGCCUACUCAGGGAUCCAGCAGUACGCCGCCGCAGCGCUGCCCACCCUCUACAGCCAGUCCCUGCUGCAGCAGCAAGGGGCCGCCGGCAGCCAGAAAGAGGGUCCGGAAGGUGCCAACCUGUUCAUCUACCACCUGCCCCAAGAGUUUGGAGACCAGGACAUACUGCAGAUGUUCAUGCCUUUCGGAAACGUGGUCUCUGCCAAAGUCUUCAUCGACAAACAGACAAACCUUAGCAAGUGCUUUGGCUUCGUCAGCUACGACAAUCCAGUGUCGGCGCAGGCAGCCAUCCAGGCCAUGAACGGCUUCCAGAUCGGCAUGAAGCGGCUGAAGGUGCAGCUGAAGCGCUCCAAGAACGACAGCAAACCGUACUGAUCUUAGCACUAGGGUCUAUCUGCUCCCCAUGUUAGCACUGCUAGGAACAACCCAUCUCCAUGCCUGUUAGCUCAUCGUUUGCCUAGCAUGUCUCCGUGGCGUCCAAAAAAAAACUUUACACAAAAACAAAACAAAAACAAAAAAAAAACCCCACCAAAAAAAAAAAGUGUCAUCGCCCUCCUCCUCCCCCGUCAUUGUUUUUUCUGAUGUCUUUUCCGAGCUCACCUGAUCAUAACCUGGUUCUCCUCCUCCUCCUCUGCCGCCUACUGAUCUUUUGAACUUUGAACU